AUGGCAGAGGAGAGCGGCAGUGGCAGGGAUUCUGACUCCUUCAGCGUGCUUAGCUGGGACCAGGUGAGCCGGCUGCAUGAGGUCCUGACCGAGGUGGUCCCCGUUCAUGGCCGAGGCAACUUUCCGACCUUGGAGAUCACUCUGAAGGACAUCGUCCAGACGGUCCGCGGGCAGCUGGAGGAGGCUGGUAUCAAAGUGCAGGAUGUCCGGCUGAAUGGUUCUGCUGCAGGCCACGUCCUGGUCAAAGACAAUGGCUUGGGUUGCAAAGACCUGGACCUGAUCUUCCACGUGGCUCUUCCAACGGAGGCCGAGUUUCAGCUGGUCAGGGAUGUGAUGCUGUGCUCCUUGCUGAACUUCCUGCCCGAGGGUGUGAACAAACUCAAAAUCAGCCCGGUCACUCUGAAGGAGGCGUACGUCCAGAAGCUGGUGAAGGUCUGCACGGACACUGACCGCUGGAGCCUCAUCUCCCUCUCCAACAAGAAUGGGAGGAAUGUGGAGCUGAAGUUCGUCGACUCCAUCCGGCGGCAGUUUGAGUUCAGCGUGGACUCCUUCCAGAUCAUCCUGGAUCCCUUGCUGGUCUUCUACGACUGCUCUGCUGGCCCCAUCUCGGAGCACCUGCACCCCCAGGUGAUCGGGGAGAGCGUGUACGGGGACUUUGAGGAAGCCUUGGACCACCUGCAGAACAGACUGAUCGCCCUUAGGAACACAUAA
Molecule: messenger RNA, 711 nt
Organism: Sorex fumeus (smoky shrew)
Lineage: Eukaryota; Metazoa; Chordata; Mammalia; Eulipotyphla; Soricidae
Product: terminal nucleotidyltransferase 5C-like
Exons: 1
Coding region: 1-711 (236 amino acids)
Biological process (GO): mRNA stabilization
Molecular function (GO): poly(A) RNA polymerase activity; RNA binding
Source: RefSeq, a predicted model, not a curated record